Messenger RNA from Megalobrama amblycephala (Wuchang bream), 2700 nucleotides. RefSeq names its product cytosolic phospholipase A2 gamma-like. The record is from RefSeq and is a predicted model, not a curated record. The transcript has 16 exons. Gene Ontology annotation, cellular component: nuclear envelope; cytosol; nucleoplasm. Gene Ontology annotation, biological process: glycerophospholipid catabolic process. Lineage: Eukaryota; Metazoa; Chordata; Actinopteri; Cypriniformes; Xenocyprididae. Bases 382 to 2223 code for a protein of 613 amino acids. Gene Ontology annotation, molecular function: calcium ion binding; calcium-dependent phospholipid binding.
AACAAACAUAAAUUAAACAUCACACAACAUUAUUAAUUUAACAUGUGCAAGCAUCCCUAUCCCUGGUAAUGUGUCUGAAGUCUUUUGCCUUUUCUUUGUAAAAAGAGCCUUAGAUAAAAAUGUUCAAUAAGAUCAACCUGUUGCCUGCCACAAAAACUAAAACUAAAACUAAAACUAAAACUAAAAAAAAAUUACAAGGAAAUAUCAAAAUGUGAUAUUACUGUGAAUGAUUGUAUAAUUUAUCAUUCACAACCUCACCGUCAUGAUUAUGUCUAGACUUGCAGUGUAGUUUCAGAGCCAUAUAAAGAGCAUCUUCUGUCCAGAUGUCAAGAUAACAGCUGCUGUGGUGUUGCUGGUGAAGAUUCAGGAUAUACAGGAAUAAUGAGUGCAUCCAAACCCCAGGAAAGCGGUGAGGUGCGAAUCGAACCCUCUCUGAAUAAGAAUGAAGCAGAGUUUAUAGACGGAAGGAGAAAAUCUGUUCUACAAAGCCUGAAGAAGCUUCAGAUAAAGUGCAGUCAGGAUGAGGUGCCAAACAUUGCCUUACUGGGUUCUGGAGGAGGACAACGAGCCAUGGUGGGAUUGCUGGGAUCCCUGGUUCAGCUCCAGAAAACAGGUCUUCUGGACUCCAUCCUUUAUCUGAGCGGAGUCUCUGGAUCCACCUGGUGUAUGGCCUCCGUAUAUCAGGAUCCAGACUGGUCCACCAAACUAGAGACUGUGAAAAACAAGAUCAUCAAGAGACUCAGCGGUCCUGAAGUCAGCUGGAAAGAAGCAUUUGCCAAACUGAAGAAAUAUUACUAUGGGAAAGACCACUUCAGUCUGACUGAUAUCUGGGCAGUGAUGGUCAUCACGUCAUAUGUGAAAGAGAUCGACGAACACACACUCACAGAGCAGUGGAGCCAGCACAGUAAAGACGGUAAAGUCCCGUUUCCCAUCUACACCGUGAUCGACAAGAAGUGCAAACAACGCAAUAUCGGAGACCCCUGGUUCGAGAUCACUCCUCAUGAAGCAGGUUAUUCUCUCACUGGAGCGUUUGUGGACGCCUCCAACUUUGGCAGCAAGUUUCACAAAGGCUCCAAGAAAAAUCAGCAGGAUGAAUUUGACAUGCUGUACCUGCAAGCUCUAUGCGGAAGCGCUUUAGCUGAUGAAGUGGAGAUUAAGAAACUUCUCUGGCAAAAGAUAAAAGAUUUCUUUCAACACAAGGAAACAAUACUUAAGGAAAUGGGAAAGGAACCGCAUGAGAGGAGACUGGAAGCAUUGGCAAGAGAGAGCGGAACAGGGUCGGAAGAAGUCUUUGCAGCGGGAUUCAAACCCGGGACGCGAGAAGUGCUACUGCACCCUCUAUCAGAGCGCAGACAACAAGAUCCAAACGCUCCAGCUACAGAAGAGUGUUACCAGGUGCUCAUGAACCUCGUGGACAUGAAUCUCUCUGUUUUGACUGGCAAAGAUCCUUCUGCUUUUGAUGAAUCCAUCAGGACAUCACUGAACGACCUCUCUGGAGGCAAAAUUCGUGUGGAAAGCCUGAGAAUUUCUGAUAAAAAAGCAGAAAAACUGAAUAUGAAGAGUUACACCAUGGAUGUAAUCAACAAUUUUAGAGGUCGGAUUGGUUGGCCAUUUGAGCUCUCUGGAGGCCAAAGUCAUGUGGAGUUUCCACGGUUAAGUGCUUGGACGAGCAUUAUUAAAUGCAUGAAUCACUGGACCUGGGGCAGGAAUUAUAACUUCCUCCACGACAUGACAGGUGAAGCAGUGCCCUCCACUCUUCAGGAAACUGAGACGAGAGACUAUGAAGAUGCCGGACUGUUGCUGAACUCACCCUACUUCUCAGUGCUGAGAAAAGAGAGAGACAUCGACCUCAUCAUUUCACUGGAUUUCAGUGAGGGUGAUCCUUUCAUGACAGUGAAGGAAGCUGCCAAGAUGUGCAAGGAACUAAACAUCCCUUUCCCUGAGGUCAACAUUCCCAGUGAGGACUUACAGAAACCGAAGGACUUCUAUGUGUUCAAAGGCAAAAACACUCCAACUGUGAUCCACAUCCCUCUCUUUAAUAUGGUCAACUGUGGAGAUAAAAUUGAGGCCAAGAGGAAAAGUUAUAAGACCUUUCAAGGUCCUUACAGCGCUGAGAUGAUCACUGAUCUCAUGGAGGUCGCUGGAAAAAACAUCACAAACAACAGAGGAAAACUGGUGGAGCAGAUCCGUGCGGCCGUUGGGCAAAAAGGAUCCAGGCGUUAAUGUUUAAAAUCUGAAUAUAGACUAAACUGAUUUGCAUAUCAGCAGUGUUGGGGGAAACGCAUUAUAAGUAACAUGAGUUAUGUAAUCAGAUUACUUUUUUUCAAGUAACUAGUAAAGUAAUGCAUUACUUUUAAAUGUGCAUUGUAAUAUCUGAGUUACUUUUUCAAAUAAGUAGCACAAGUUACUUUGUUAUUUAUUAUUUAUUAUUAUUAUUUAUUAUUAUUAUAUACGCCUCUCCUGUCGCCAUGUUGAGAGGAUGUGUGGAACGUAACACAUUACUUUCCUUAAAAAGUAACUAAGUAAUGCAAUAGUGACUUUUUAUGGCGGUAAUGCGUUCAUUUCCAAAGUAACUUUCCCCAACACUGCAUAUCAGUCAUUUUAAUUUAUUUUUAAUUUAUUUCAGUCAGUUUAAUUUAUUUUUCUGUCAGCAUUUUUUUUCUUCUGCAAAAUGCUUUUUUUCCUGCUAAUUCUGUUUAA